Messenger RNA from Pararge aegeria (speckled wood butterfly), 1032 nucleotides. RefSeq lists its product as uncharacterized. The record is from RefSeq and is a predicted model, not a curated record. The coding region runs from base 208 to 1032 and encodes 274 amino acids. NCBI's taxonomy places the organism in Eukaryota, Metazoa, Arthropoda, Insecta, Lepidoptera, Nymphalidae. The transcript is spliced from 6 exons.
CGGAAAAGUUUUGAAAGUGUUUCAAAUUUGUGUGUUAAAAUAAUUACUAUAUUUAUUUAAUGUUAUUCUUCUGUGUGCUUAUAUCAACAAUGAAGAUAAGAAAAAGACUGUCUGUGAUCUAUCGUUUGUGACUUUUUCGACUGAAGUGCUUGUGAUGUUUUAGACGCUAAAUAUUAUGUAACGAGAUAAGUGCUCCAAGACGUUACAAUGAAGAUUUUAACGCUUAUAGCGUUGUGUGCAAUAACAACGGCACACAAAAUCACCGAGCUCAAGGUUCCACUGUACGCGGACCCUCGUCGAGCAGCCGAACUGAGCUGUCACUUCCAGAUGGACGAUCAGAAGCUUCACUCGGUCAAAUGGUACAGAGAUAUGAACGAGAUAUUUAGAUACAACCCAUCACAGAAGCCGCCGAUCCGUCUAUAUAAUAUAACAGGAAUCACGGUACAAGGUGGAGAUUGCCAGGUGGACUCAUGUAUGGUUCGGGUAAUGCCUCCUCCAGUCGCUACAAGAGCAGCUUACAGUUGUGAAAUCUCCACAGAAGGUCCCAAGUUCCAAAUAGCAAGACAAACUAAACUUAUGACUGUUGUAGCAAUGCCAGACAAGGACCCCAUAAUAAUUGGAGCGCCUAAAUUAGUGAAGCCCGGAGAGCAAAUACUCCUGAACUGUUCUACAGACUACUCUCUACCAGCGUCGGAAAUUAAUUGGUACAUCGACAAUGAGCCAGCUAAGACAGAGCCAUGGCAGCAGAGGGAGCUGAGUGCACCGCAGCCAGGCGGCCUUCGAGCGUCAUGGCAUAUCCUCCGAGUUGCCGUACCGGCAUCAGCUAGCGGUGCCUUGCGCGUGCGAUGCGAAGCAAUGCUCCCCGUAGAACCCCCUGUAGUCAGAGACACUAUGACUAUCAUCACUGUAUACUCACGUACUCAGCUGUCGAAGUACGUUGCUAACAGAGGUAUACAAAUGGAUUAUAAAAGUAGUAUUAUGUUCGUAUUAAUUUGGACUUUUAAUGAAAUAUCGAAGGUCAUGAGCUUAUGA